Dendrobium catenatum is the source of this 2436-nucleotide messenger RNA. Its product is annotated as beta-galactosidase 13. The transcript has 20 exons. Gene Ontology annotation, cellular component: cell wall; vacuole. The record is from RefSeq and is a predicted model, not a curated record. Gene Ontology annotation, molecular function: beta-galactosidase activity; carbohydrate binding. NCBI's taxonomy places the organism in Eukaryota, Viridiplantae, Streptophyta, Magnoliopsida, Asparagales, Orchidaceae. Gene Ontology annotation, biological process: carbohydrate metabolic process. The coding region runs from base 1 to 2436 and encodes 811 amino acids.
AUGCAGGAAGAAGAUGGAGGUAUUGCCGAUCCUGUGGCUAUGCUGAAGCUCUCUUCAGUUGCAGGCAUCGAUCUCUGGUACAUAUACAGCUUGAGAGUCUUAAGCACGCAAGUUUCUCAUGACGGUAGAGCGAUCACCAUUGAUGGCCAACGCAGAGUUCUAUUUUCUGGCUCCAUUCACUAUCCCCGAAGCACUCCCGAGAUGUGGCCUGAUUUGAUGCAAAAAGCAAAGGAAGGGGGUCUUGAUGCGAUUGAGACGUAUGUUUUUUGGAAUGCUCAUGAGCCUCAAAGGGGCCAGUAUAAUUUUGAAGGCAAUUUAGAUCUCAUCAGAUUCAUCAAAGAGAUCCAAAAUGCUGGUCUUUAUGCUAUACUUCGCAUUGGCCCUUACGUUUGUGCCGAAUGGAACUAUGGUGGGCUUCCAGCUUGGUUGCGCCAGAUUCCAGGAUUACAAAUGAGGACAAAUAACCGGCCUUUUGAGGAUGAAAUGCAAAAAUUUGUAACACUAAUUGUGGACAUGAUUAAACGAGAAAGCCUCCUGGCACCACAAGGAGGUCCAAUUAUAAUAACUCAGAUUGAAAAUGAAUAUGGAAAUGUUCAAGGACCUUAUGGCAAUGCUGGCAAGGAAUAUAUCAAAUGGUGUGCAAAGUUAGCAGAAUCAUAUCAAAUUGGUGUUCCAUGGAUUAUGUGCCAACAGCCAGAUGCACCUCAACCAAUGGUAAAGACCCAAAUUAUUAUUAUUUGGUUCAAGGCUUGGGAUAAACCAGAUCCACACAGACUUGCUGAAGACUUAGCUUUCUCUGUGGCUCGGUUCUUCCAAUCAAGUGGAACGCUUCAAAAUUAUUAUAUGUAUCAUGGAGGAACUAAUUUUGGGCGUUCAACGGGAGGUCCAUAUAUCACAACAACGUAUGAUUAUGAUGCUCCUCUUGAUGAAUAUGGAAAUAUACGACAGCCGAAGUGGGGGCAUUUGAAGAACCUUCAUGCUGUUAUUAAGAAGAUGGAGAAAGCUCUGACUUAUGGAAACGCAGAAACAACUGAGCUUGAAAAUGGCUUAUCAGUGACAAAAUUCUUUGGUAUUGGCGUUGUGCCUGGCUGCUUCUUGGCAAACAAGAACAAAACGGACGAAGCCACCUUAGAUUUUGAAGGAACUAAGUACUUUUUACCAGCUUGGUCCGUUAGUAUUCUUCCUGAUUGUAAGCAAGAAGUUUACAAUACUGCCAAGGUCAAUGCGCAGACCUCUAUCAUGGUGAAGAAGCCAAAUCAGGCUGAAGCAGAACCUACAAGCCUUAUCUGGUCAUGGAAACCAGAGGAUUUAAGCAAAGCUGUUCAAGGAUUGGAGCCUGAUUUCACUACAAAUACACUCAGAGAUCAAAUAUUGGCUUCUGUUGAUGCUAGUGACUACUUGUGGUAUAUAACAAGUGUGAAUGUGUCACAAGAUCAACAAAUGAGUCUUCAAGUGAGCACAACUGGCCACAUUCUCCAUGCCUUUGUCAAUGGUGAUCUCAUAGGUUCUGAGUAUGCCCCCAAUGGAAAGUUCUCAUUUGUGUUCGAGAAGGAUGUUAUAUUGAACCAAGAAACAAACAUCAUUGCACUACUUAGUGCAACAGUUGGUCUUAAGAACUAUGGCCCUUACUAUGAGCUGAUGCCUGCUGGAAUUGUUGGUGGUCCAGUCAAACUAAUUGGAAAUUAUAAUGAUACAAUUGAUUUGUCUUUCAGUACAUGGUCCUACAAGGUGGGGCUUGAUGGGGAGAAGCAGCAAGUGUAUCUUGACAACUCUAAUUCAACCUGGAACAAAGGUGGCAUAUUUCCAAGGAAGGUUCCUUUCACUUGGUACAAGACCACCUUCCAGGCUCCUCUUGGUUCUGAUCCUGUGGUGGUGGACUUGCUUGGAUUGGGCAAAGGAACUGCAUGGGUUAAUGGCCAAAGCAUUGGCAGAUAUUGGCCAAGCUAUCUUACCUGGUCCGGAGGCUGCAGUCCUUGUGAUUACAGAGGCCCCUUCCAAUCUAAUAGCUGCCAAACUGGUUGCGGCGAACCAGCACAAAGAUGGUAUCAUGUUCCUAGGUCAUUUUUGAAGGCUGGUGAACCAAACACAUUGGUUUUGUUUGAGGAAGCUGGUGGUGAUCCUAGUCAGGUGAACUUCCAAACAGUUAUAGUGGGGAUUGUUUGUGCUAAUGUAGUUGAAGGGAAUAUCUUGACAUUGUCAUGCCAAGGUCCACAAAAGAUCUCUGCUCUUCAAGUUGCCAGUUUUGGAGACCCUCAUGGUACUUGUGGCUCCUUCCAAAUUGGAACUUGUAAUGUUGAUAGUGCCUAUGGUAUUGUUUGGCAGGCAUGUGUUGGACAGUCGACUUGCUCGAUUCUUGUUGAUGAGAAGACUUUUGGUUCAAGUGAAUGCAGCUAUUUAAGUAGCAGGAGGCUAGCUGUUCAAGCCACAUGUUCGUGA